AUGUAUCGGUCUACGAAAGGCGCUUCAAAAGCCAGAAGGGACCAAAUUAAUGCUGAGAUUCGAAACUUGAAAGAUCUUCUUCCCAUCUCUGAAGGAGACAAAGUACGACUAUCUUAUCUCCACAUUAUGUCACUUGCCUGCAUCUACACCAGGAAAUCGGUUUUCUUCUCAAGAGGUCAACAGAUACAUGAGUUAGAAAGUCUUCUGUCCAACCAAGACCUACAAGAUUUUGUCCACAACCUUCCUGGAUUUCUACUAACCUAUACAAGUGAAGGAAAGCUGAUAUACGUGUCAGAAAAUGUGACUGAUCAUCUAGGACAUUCAAUGGUUGAUCUGGUUGCUCAAGGAGACAGCAUAUAUGACAUCAUUGACCCUUCAGAUCAUUUUGUUAUGAGGAAUCAACUGGCUCUCCCAUCAUCUCUUGAUAGUGAGAGAAUGUUCAGGUGUAGAUUCAAUACCUCAAAGACAGCUAGAAGGCAGAGUGCAAGUAACAAGCUUGUCCUGAUACGAGGAAGAUUUCAACCGUCCCCACCUGGCACCUACUGGUCAUCAAACCCUGUCUUUACAGCCUUCUGCAUUCCUCUUGACCCAAAGCCCAGAGUAACAAAUAACCAUUUCCUAAUGGACUUCUUUGAGAGCCGCCAUAGCAAGAAUCUUUCAGUGCUGGAUGUUUCAGAGAGGUCAGAGCUGCACUUAGGUUAUGACAAGAAUGAUAUGAUCUGCAAGUCGUGGUACAAUAUAAUUCACCCUGAAGACCUCACCCAGCUGUCUACACAACAUUACAAGCUAUUAAAUGACACAAGUGAAUGCAGAGCAGAAGUGGUGUUACGUCUGCAAAGAAAAGAUCUUCAGUGGAUAGGUGUAUUCUCUUAUGCUUCUUGAAAAUACAGAGGCUCCAAUCACAUCCUAUAAUUAUAUUAUAAGUGAGGCAGAAGCCUGGUGCCUGAAACAACAGCUAACUACAGAGGAGUCUCCACUUUCCUUCUCAGUCAGUGGCCCUCCAUCAUAUCAAGAGACCCUCCUCUCCCCAGGAGACCUUUCCAGCCCUGAUCAAGUGUUCACUCCCCUUGCAAACACACCAACAAGUAUUAGUCAAUCCUUUGAGUUUUCAGAGCCUGUUCCAGUCAGCCCUGAAGAUCCUGUCUUGUGCCAAAAUGCUGCACCAAUUAUGGAAGAAUCUGUUGCUACUGAGACCCAAGUAGAAAAUCAGUCUCUCUUUAGCCUUUAUCAGUCAACCCCAUAUGAUCAAAGCUUUAGAAGUGAACAAGUUGGAACAGCACCUCCCAAAGAUUUCACCUGUACUCCUCCAUAUACCCCACACCAGAACUGUAGUUUUCUUUUUGGGGUUCCAGAAAGUGCUCCACAAACAUCUUCUGAACAAGACUUAACUACCUUAAAUCCAGAAGUGUACUACUCUUACUGCAGCUCCCUCUAUGAGAAGCUGCCUCCAACUCCAGAUAGUCCUGGGGAAGGUGGAGACUGCACAGUAAUGACAGUACCAGAAAUCCCUGGCCCUCUUUUUGUGGAUCUGCCAAUGCUUCCUGAGGGGUUAGUGACUCCUGAAACUUCACCAAUUAAUCAAGUCAUCUUCAGGUAUUCAGAGCAAGAGAAGAAUGAGAUAGACUUGUUGGUCAAACAAAUUGGCUCCUUAGCCAACGUGUUCAGUAACGUGGCAAAUAAAGACAUCCCAUGCUCUGAGAGCAUGAUUUUGAGUGGCCAUGGACUGGCAUGCCGAAGUAUUUCUCUCCCUGCCAGUCUUCCAGAAGCUGAUUCUGCUCCUAACUUUUCUCGAUCCUGGAAGAGCAUAGACCUCUCUCUUUUCUUGACAUGCCAAGAGCAACCUCUCUCUACUGCUAACCAUCCAGUAUGCAGCCUUUUCAAAGACUUCCCUGACUCUCCACCCUUUGCAGCCAUGGGGUCUCCUUGCAGCCCCCUGGAGGAGGAUGAAAUACGAGGGGACCUCUCCGUAUCUCCAUCCAUGAUUUCAAACGCGACAACUGAUCUGUCGCCAGAAGAAUGUAACUUCUUAGAGGAACUGAUGUCCUACAAAACAGACCUUGAGGCAGGUGCCUCAGAGAUUCAAUGUGACCGGUUUAAUGAUGAGUUGUAUCAACUCCAGAUUCAGCUGCAAGACGGCUUCCAGCAAGGUAUGUUAUUCAUGAUAAUGCUAAAAAUCUAG
This is a messenger RNA of Staurois parvus, 2179 nucleotides long. NCBI's taxonomy places the organism in Eukaryota, Metazoa, Chordata, Amphibia, Anura, Ranidae. The record is from the annotation of a GenBank genome assembly.